This is a messenger RNA of Cottoperca gobio, 3714 nucleotides long. RefSeq names its product E3 ubiquitin-protein ligase TRIM39-like. NCBI's taxonomy places the organism in Eukaryota, Metazoa, Chordata, Actinopteri, Perciformes, Bovichtidae. The record is from RefSeq and is a predicted model, not a curated record. Gene Ontology annotation, molecular function: zinc ion binding; protein binding.
UUAUUAAAGGCACAUACCACUCAACUUCCUCGUCUGAUUUAGCGACAACUAGGAAAGAAGAAAACGCAUGAUGACAUGAAAAGGUGAAACAUUUCAGGACAAACAGAUCAGCUGAUCUGUGGUCUGAUUGUUGCAGAGCUGUAGAGGGACUGCUGGUCUUUGCAGACUCUAAGACAUAUCUUUUUGCAUACGGGAUUGACUUCUUUUUUGUUAAAAAAAUAAACUUGUGGUGGCUGUAAGAAAAAGAUGAUAAAAGAAGUAGAGUUCUCCCCAAAUAUUGUACUUAUCUUGGAAAAUGUCUGUAACUAUAAUCAUGUCUAACCCUGAAGCAGGAAACUGCUGUAAGAGGCGGAGCAACACUGCAGAGCUUCCACGUCACAUUCAUUAAAUGAAACUUAAACGAAACUUAAUGUUUGUUAGAGCUGCAGUAGAGACACGUCUGUGUUUGUGUCUGAAGAAAUAUUAAACGGAGUUCGUCAGGACUUUCUCAACUACUGACUCAAAUACUGCAUGUAGAUAUGUCUGCUGUCAGCUGUCUGCUCUCUGAAGAUCAGUUUCGGUGCUCCAUCUGUCUGGAUGUGUUCACUCAUCCAGUCAGUACACCAUGUGGACACAACUUCUGCAAAAACUGCAUCACUCAGAACUGGAAUAUUAAUUACAGUUGCCUGUGUCCCAUAUGUAAACAUGCUUUUACUACAAGACCUGAUUUGAAAGUCAACAAGUUGUUCUCUGAGAUGGUUGCUCAGUUCAGACAGUCAGCUCAAAAGAAAGCCAACAGCAGAGGGUUGGAGCAAAAAGUGUUCAAACCAGGAGAAGUUCCCUGUGAUGUCUGCCCUGGAACCAGACUGAAGGCUCUGAAGUCCUGUCUGGUGUGUCUGACCUCCUACUGUGAGACUCACCUGGAGCCUCAUCUGACAAUGUCAGGCCUGAAAAGACAUCAGCUGAUCGACCCUGUGGAGAAUCUGGAAGACAGGAUAUGUGCAAAGCACGAUAAACCCCUGGAUCUGUUCUGUAAGACCGACCGGAUAUUUGUUUGCAUGCUUUGCUCUGCUUUAGACCACAAGAUGCAUGAUGUUGUUCUUCUGAAAGAAGAAUAUGAAGACAAGAAGGUUAAGCUGGGGAAGACAGAGACUACAAUUAAGGAGAUGAUCCUGAAGAGACGACUGAAGAUUCAGGAGAUGAAACAGUCAGCAAAGCGUAGUGAGGAAAAUGCGCACAUGGAGCUAGCAGAAGGUGUUCGGGUCUUCACUUCUUUGAAGGAGUCUGUUGAGAGAGGCCUGAUUGAGCUCAUCAAAACUAUAGAAGAGAAGCAGAGAACGACAAAGAAACAGGCAGAAGCUUUCAUCAAAGAGCUGGAAAAGGAGAUAUCUGAUCUGAAGAAGAGAAACACUGAGGUGGAGCAGGUCUCACGCUCUGAAGACCAACUCCAUCUUCUCCGAAGAUUCCCGUCCCUGAAGGCUCCCCCACCCACCAAGGACUGGACAGGGGUCAAAGUCCAUCCACCUGUAUAUGAGGGGUCUGCAGUGAGAGCUGUGGUUCAGCUGGAGGAGACACUCAGUCAAGAGAUGAAGAAGCUGUUUGGUGAGGCUGAACUGAAGGGGGUCCAGAAGUAUGCAGUAGAUGUGACUCUUGAUCCUGAUUCAGCACAUCCUGAACUCAUCCUGUCUCAUGAUCAGAAAUGUGUGUGUCAUAGUGAUGUGAAGAAGAAUCUCCCAGACAACCCAAAGAGAUUUUCUCAUUAUAAUUUUGUUUUAGGAAAGCAGAGUUUCUCUUCAGGCAGAUUUUACUUUGAGGUUCAGGUUAAAGGGAAGCCUAAAUGGAACUUAGGUGUGGCCAGAGAGUCGAUCAACAGGAAGGGACUCAUCACAAUGACACCUAAAGAGGGUUACUGGUCAAUAUGGUUGAGAAAUGGAAAUGAGUACAAAGCUCUUGAUGCCCCGUCAGUCCGUCUCUCUCUGAAGUCUCAGCUUCAGAAGGUGGGGGUGUUUGUGGAUUAUGAGGAGGGUCUGGUCUCCUUUUAUGACAUAGAUGCGACAGCUCUCAUCUACUCCUUCACUGGCUGCUCCUUCACUGAGAAACUCUUCCCAUUCUUCAGUCCCUGUACGAAUGAUGGUGGUAAUAAUGCCACCCAUCUGAUCAUCACUCCUGUCAAAAAAACGGGCUGAUCUUUUUUAUGAUGAAGCAUUGCCGACAAUAUGUAUACUUAAAAUGUAAAUAUACCAGACAAAGUUUUCAUACCAGAAUGAAGACAAAGCAGUCAGUACUAGGAUGCCAAUGAAUUAGAGACAUAAUAACAAACUAAACAUGCUCAUCAAUUAUUAAAAGAAAAUAUGUAUUGUCAUUUAUGGUAAGAAAGGUACAUAUUCAGUGGUAAUGCACGGUGUAAACUUGUUUUUAUUAAUACGAUUUGUCAUCCUUUAUCCUUUGUGUUAUGAGCAUGAUUAGUACACUCAGAGUGUCAUACAUUACAUUACAUUACAUACAGGGUUAGAAGAUGAACUGUAAGAGUUCAAAGUCUUCAAAAGAAAAUAUAUUUGUUUAGUGGUUUCUGUUAUGCUCAACAAUGUAAUGAUAAUUAACAUUGAUUUUACUGUGUACAUUACUGGACUGGGGAUGCAAUUGUACUGAUAUACAGUUAUUUUAGUUUGCCUUUAAGAUCUUACUUAUUUGGUGAGUACGUUGUAGAGAGAAGUGGAUAAGGGUGCAACUCACAUUCAUGCGUUUAUUCUUUACGUUGUUGUGACGGCAUGAUCCGUCGAUGAGUGUUAAGGUGCACAGGCACUCCAAAAAUAGGCACAAAAAAUUAAGAAAAUACUGAGAAAAACAAAAAGGCUAGUACAGCCUAAGGAGAGGUUUUACCCCCGAUAAGAUAUAAGUGCCGACUAUAUUUAUAUUAAAAAAUAUAUAUAUAUUUAUGGUCAGGAUAACAUAUGGAUGAAGUAUUUGUCAUUACAUAGAAUGAACUUAAAUAACCAAUAGGUUAUCUUAAAGUUAAAUAUGUUAUCUUUUAUCAUUUCUUUGCUUGCUGAAGUACUGAUAUAUAGUAGUACUUGUGUUAAAGUUAAAUUAGAGUACUGGAAUCUUUAGUACUCAUAGUCGCCUCAUUAUAAUCCUUUUGCUUCCAUUAAUUGGAACUGUGUGUGUGUGUGUGUGUGUGUGUGUGUGUGUGUGUGUGUGUGUGUGUGGGUGUGUGGGUGUGUGAAGGGAGGUACACGUUAAUUUGAACAACUCCUAAAAUAAGAUAAAUAUUUUUAUCUGUAAUAAUUGUGAUUAUAUGUUUUAUGCAUGGUAAUGCCAUGGGUUAAGUUCUUCUUCUUUUUAUGAAUUUACAAAAAGGUCAUGCCAUAUGAAUAGUGACGUGACAGACAUAAGAUAUCACGAUGCUUAAACUAUAGCGAGACAUGAAACUCUGAUGGGGUAAUUACAUUUUAAUGAACUAACUAAGAGCUUCUAGAGAUCGAUGAAGUUACAGAAUUGUUAACGAGUUUUGAUCGUUGGAAAUAACCAGUUGCAUUUUCAAGAGAAAUGAAAACGGAAACUUAAUACUUUAGCCGCUGGAGCUAGAAUAGAGAAAAACCAAAUUGACCUUUCAUGAACCUGAACUGAAUACCGGGACUUCCAAUAACCAAACACUUGGAGUAAGUCACUUGAUUCUUUGUAAUACAUUUUGAUAAUCUUAAACGUAUAGAAAAUAAAAGCGUUGUGAAAACUUAA